This is a messenger RNA of Dendrobium catenatum, 5380 nucleotides long. RefSeq names its product WEB family protein At5g16730, chloroplastic. The record is from RefSeq and is a predicted model, not a curated record. The transcript has 7 exons. Gene Ontology annotation, biological process: reciprocal meiotic recombination. NCBI's taxonomy places the organism in Eukaryota, Viridiplantae, Streptophyta, Magnoliopsida, Asparagales, Orchidaceae. The coding region runs from base 321 to 5267 and encodes 1648 amino acids.
UGUUCCCCCUUCCUCCUUCUUACCAUCCCGUAAAGAACAAGAGCGGGAGAGAGAGAGAGCGCGCGGGCGCGCAAGCUCUGAGAGAGGAGAGAGGAGCAGCUACACUGUAGGUGAUACUAUCAGUGGUCGAGAUCGUGGAGACCUGCAACCUCCUUCGACCUUUCUCUUCUUUUCUUGCUCCCAUCCUCCCAGCUUUUCGAGAAUCGCGCUACUUUCCCUUUUGAGAUCUCUCAUUGCGUCUUUUUGUUGAAGGUCUUCUCCCUUUGCCUUCCUGAAGCUUCCCUACUCCUUUGCAAACCUUGAUCGUGUAAGCGGAUACAAUGCUGUCAUCCAAAUCCAAAUCUGGCUUGGCUGAUGCUGCCAACAACAAAAAUACGCCAGUUAGCAAAAUGGGUAAGCAGGGAUCUGUUGUGCUGGACGCUGAUUCCCCUUCUGCGCAGAAAAAACCUAGUUUUCCAAUUGAUCUUUCUCCGAGAUCUGCAGAUUCAAAGCUAGUGGCUAACCGCAGAUCGCCGAAAGGCAGUAAUACUCCCGAUAAACAGUCACGGCUAUUAAAGGGGUCAGAACUUCAGGCGCAGCUUAUUGCAGUGCAGGAGGAUCUCAAAAGUGCGAAGGAACAAUUAGCCAUGGAAGAGAAAGAGAAAACCCGGGUUCUUGAGGAGCUGAGUGAUGUCAAGAAAGCAGUGGAAGAGGUGAACGACAAGCUUGCAGAGACUCUAUUAGCUCAGAAGAAAGCUGAGGAGAGUUCGGAGCUUGACAAGUUUCGUGCAGAUGAGCUGGAGCAAUCAGCCAUUGAAGCUGCUCAUAAGAGGGAGAGAGAAUGGAACAAAGAGCUUGAAGAUAUCCGAAAACGGCAUGCUGUUGAUGUUGCAGCACUGCUUUCUGUGACUGAGGAGCUUCAAACAGCAAAGCAUGAGCUGACGAUGGCCAUUGAUGCGAAGAAUACUGCCCUGAGUCAUGCAGAGGAUGCAAUGAAGAUUGCAGAGGUUAAUGCAGAGAAGGUGGAAAUUCUUUCUGGAGAAAUCAAUCGCUUGCAAUCCUUACUUGACUCGAAGCUUGAGAGCAAGUCCAUUGAAACAGCAGAGCUGAUCAAGAAGUUGGGUUUAGAAGUUGAUUAUUUGAAGCUUGAACUUGAGGAGGCAAAGCUAGCUGAAGAAAAGUUGGUUGAGAUGGAAGCCUUGGCUGAAGGGCUCAAGAUUGAACUAACAGAUGCAAAGAGGGCUGAGUCUGAUGCAGUUGGUCUUGUAGACGAGUUGAAAAAGAAGGCUGAGUCGUUAGAAUCUAGCUUGGAGGAAGUAAAACACUCUGAAAAUUUGGUGCAGGAUUCUCUUGCUUCUUUGACAAAGCAGGUAGAAGAGAGCAAAUCUAUGCUAGAUGACACAGAAUCUGAAGUUAUAUCGCUUAGAGGGAAGGUUGAAGCAUUACAGCUUGAAGUUGCUAGGCAUAAAGCAGAUCAUGAAAUUUCUGAUAAACAGCUUGAUUUAGCAAAGAAGGAAGUGUUGGAUCUGGAAAAUACAGUUGAAAUCUUGAAGAUUGAGAUCCAGACGGUGGAGGAGGAGAAGGCCCAGGCAUUGAGCAAUGAGAAGCUCACAAUUUCAACCGUUGAAAGCCUCACUCAGGAAAACAGUAAGCUGUCCACUGAGCUGGAGAUUACUAAACAGGAUUCAGAGAAAGCUAAGAAAGCCAUGGAAGGUUUGGCGUCAGCAUUGCAUGAGGUGUCCUUAGAAGCGAGGGACAUACAAGAAAGGCUCUUGAUCAAGCAAGCUGAGGUUGAUAGUGUCACAACUGAGGCAGAUGAACUAAAAUUGGCCCUCAAAAACACCCAGGAAAAAUAUGAGGUCAUGCUUGAUGAAGCCAAAUAUGAGAUUGUAUGUCUUAAAAAGACCAUUAACAAGUCUGAAACAGAAGCAAGGGACUUGAUGGAUGAAUGGAAUGAGAAGGAGAUUAAUCUGAGAAAUGCCAUUAAGAAUGCGGAUGAUGAAAUUGUUUCAAUCAAGCAAGAGAGGGAUAAAGCCGUGGAGACACUUGAGAGGAAAAAAUGUGAAGUAAAAGCAGCUGAGGAAGAAGCAAACAAGCUUCAUGAUAAGUUGAAGCAAGCUGAAUCCGAGUUAUUUGCAGCCAAUGAUGCUAUUGUAGAAGCAAAAGCUGAGAGUAGCGGCUUAAAAGAAAGAUUGUUGGAUAAAGAAAAUGAGCUGCAAAGCAUCACUCAGGAGAAUGAUGAUCUCCUGCUUCGGGACACUGCUGCUUCAGAAAAAAUUAAAGAACUCUCCGAAUCACUCGCAAAGGUCUCAUCAGAGAAAGUAAAUGCCGAUCAUGUUGAAAAUGGAGAGCUUUAUAGCAACGAUAAAAACUACAAAACACUUCCUAAGAUGAUAGAAGUGAGGGAAGAUAAAGUUGAUGACACUGAAAAAACAUAUUCAGAAGUUCCAUCAGAAGAAUCUGAGGAAUAUUUUAAGGAUGGCAAGAACAACCUAGAGGAGAAUGGCAGUAAAAAUGCAGAGGAAUGGGAUGUGAUAAAGAUAAAGCCCAAGAUUUUUGAAGGUGAAAUCAUGGAUAAAUUACUACCCACUGAAAUGGAGCGUUUUGAUGAGUCGGAUGCAAAGAUUGAUGGAAAUGAACUGGAUCAGAUGAAUUUGGAAGGUGCACAGAAUGGAAACACUUCACCGACUAAGCAAAUGCAAUUGCAGAAGAAAAAGAAGGCUUUGCUGCACAGAUUUGGUAGCCUUCUAAAGAAGAAGAAUACUCCCAAAUAUUGUGAUAAAAUCAUUUUCAUGGCUGAUGAUUGCGCUCUAUUUGUGUAUAUGCGCACAGAUCUUGUUGUUGAUAUUGCAAAUGAUGGAAAAAUUAUAGUAAUAUCUGGCUUGUUCGAUGUUGCAAACAACAAAAACAUACUAGCUAGUAAAGUUGGCAGGCCUAGACCUGCUAAGCUGGACGUUGAUUCUCCUCCUCCUUCACAGGAAAACACAAGUUUUUCAAUUAAUGGGUCGCCAAAUUCAUCAGAUUCUAAACCAGUAGUUAGUCGCCGUUCAACAAAGAUCAGUACUACUCCAGAUAAAUAUUCACGUUUAUUGAAAGGAUCAGAGCUGCAACUGCAACUUUCUUCAGUGCAGGAGGAUCUCAAAAAGGCAAAGGAACAGAUAGCUUUUCAAGAGAUAGAUAGGGCCAAUGUUCUGGAGGAGCUAAGUGAUGCCAAGAAAGCAGUAGUGGAGGUGAGCGAGAAGCUUGGAGAGGCUUUACUAUCUUUAAAGAAAGCUGAGGAGAGUUCUGAGCUUGAAAAGUUUCGCACAGAGGAAUUGAAGCAAGCAGCAAUUGAAGCUGCUCGGAAAAGAGAGGAAAAUUUGCACAAAGAGCUUGAGGAUAUCAGUAAUCAGCAUGCUGUUGAUGUCUCCGCACUGCUUUCUGCAACUCAGGAGCUUCAGAGGGUGAAGCAGGAGUUGGUAAUGACCACUGAUGCAAAGAACAGUGCACUUAAACAAGCAGAUGAGACAACGAGGAUUGCAGAGAUCAAAGCUGAGAAGGUGGAAAUUCUCUCUGGAGAAAUCCACCGCCUUAAAUCAGUACUUGAGUCUCAGCUUGAGAGCAAGUCCAAUGAGACAGCACAGGUGAUCAAGAAAUUGGCUUCUGAGGCAGAAGCUUUGAAGCUUGAACUUUCGAGAGUAAAGGUUGAUGAAGAGAAGUUGGUUGAGAUGGAAGCGUUUGUUGAAGGGCUCAAGACUGAGCUGGCAGAUGCAAAGAAGGCGGAGUCAGAUGCAGUUGGUUUUGUGGAUGAGUGGAAAAAGAAGACAGAGUUGUUAGAAUCGUGCUUGCAGGAAGUGCAGCAAUCUGAAAGGAUGUUAAAGGAUUCUCUUGCUUCUUUGACAAAACAGCUAAGAGAGAGGCAUUCUAUGCUUAAUAAUGCAGAAUCUGAAGUUGUUUGUCUUAAGGGGAAGAUCGAAGUAUUGGAGCUUGAGGUAGAAAGGCAUAAAGCAGAUCUUGAAGAAUCUGAUCACCAACUUGAGUUAGCUAAGCAAGAAGUGCGGGAUGUGGAAAAGACGGUUGAAUUCUUAAAGUCCGAGAUCGAGAUCGGAAGAGAGGGAGAAGUGAAGGCACAGACAAUGAACAAUGAGAGGCUAAGAAGUUCUUAUUUGGAUAGUCUUACUCACAUAAACAAUAAGCUGGAAGUUGAGCUUGGGAUUACUAGAGAGGAUUCUGAGAAAUCCAGGAAAGCAAUGGAAGGCUUAGCAUCCGCAUUGCAUGAAGUGUCCAUGGAAGCCAGGGACAUGCAAGAAAGGCUUUUGAUAAAGCAAGCGGAGGUUGAGAGUACCACAGGUGAGUUGGACAGAGUACAAUCAGCCCUCAAGAUCACCCAGGAAACAUUUGAGGCCAUGCUUGAUGAAGCCAAAUACGAGAUUGUUUGUCUCAAAAAGUCAAUUGAGAAGUCUGAAACAGAAGCAAAAAACUUGAGAGCUGAAUGGGAUGCAAAGGAGAUUAAUCUGAGAACUGCCAUUAAGAAAGCAGAUGAAGAAAUUGCUUCAAUGAAGUUAGAGAGGCAUCAAGACAUGGAGAAACUUGAGAGGGAAAAUUUUGAUGCAAAAGCAGCCGUGGAAGAAGCAAACAAGCUUCAUGAUAAGAUUAGGCAAGCUGAAUCAGAGUUAAUUGAAGCCAACAAUGUCUUUGAAAAAGAAAAAGAGGAGAGUAAGUGCCUCAAAGAAAGAUUGUUAGAUAAAGAGAAUGAGCUACAAAGAAUCACUCAGGAGAAUUAUGAACUCAGGGCUCGUGAAACUGCUUCUUCAGAAAAAAUUAAGGAACUCUCUGAAUCACUGGCUAAGGUGUCAUCCAAGAAGAUCGAAGAAAAUGGCGAUGCAAGUCAAAACAAAGAAUAUGGAUUAAACGGACUACUUUCCAACAAUGGUAACGAACACACCAUAAUGCAUAAGAUGAUUGUAGUCAUGGAUGAUAAAGUUGAUGAAACUGAAACAGAGAAUUCAGAAGCACCAUCAGAAGAAGCUUGGGAAGUGAUUAAAGAUGAUAGAAAGCUAGAUGAGAAUGGAGCCGAAGGGCAUCCUGUGCAGAUAGAACCCAAGAUUUAUGAAGACGGUGGUGAAACCAGUGAUAAUAAAAUGCUCUCUGAAUCACCAAAGAUUGAUGAUGGUAAGUUGGAUCAGAUAAAUGGACGAUUUGCACAGAAUGGCAAGACUUCUGAAAUUAAGCAUCAGCUUCUACAAAAGAAAAAGAAGGCUUUACUAAACAAAUUUGGGGAUCUUCUAAAGAAGACUACUUCCAAAUAGCAUCACUGUAUCAUAUUUUAUUAUUUGAUUCUUCCCUUUCUGUGAUUAUUCAGAUUGCCAUAUUUUUAUAGAUUGUGCCAAUGGAGAAGCAAACAAUAUUGGAGUUGUGUGAA